AUGGGUUCCCACUUGAUUUUUUCACCACUCAAUCGUGCCUUUCUUCUCUCCUGGCUUUUUUCUAAUUAUUUCUUCCUUUGUCUGGUAUCUGGCCUGAACCCUAAAUCAAAACGGUCACAUUUGUCUUUCAACAUCAGAACUUCAAUUCUUCCCUGGAGAUGUCUUCCAAGCCCCUUUCCUGGUAAAGCUCCUUUCCCUACCAUCAACUAUAGACCCAUCCUCGUAGUUUUGGAUAUUUUCGGUGCUGGAAUCUUGCUCCCUUCAAUGAUGAAUGUUGCAUUACAAACUCCAAGGAUCGAAAAGAACAUUCGAUUGCUUCAUCAUCUAUCUCCAAAUAUGGUACAUCACUGCUUACAGCUGCAACAAAUCCUUAUAGCUGAAACGGGGAAUUUGCGCAAAAUAAGAGCCACAAAUUGGAUCUAUAAAUUAAGCGCAAAGGCUUCACCAGGGACUGCUCAAGUCUCCCUUCGCCGCCCCCUUCACCCGGUUGUUCUUCUAACACUUGUUUACACUACUUCAAGACUUUGUCAUUUCAAAGCGAAAAGGGGUUUCGAUUCUUUAAACCAAACAUCAUCUGUCCAAAAUAGUGUUGCAGUGUUUUGGGAUUUGGAUAACAAGCCCCCAAAUGCAUUCCCUCCAUUUGAAACCGUUGUUAAGUUGAAAACAGCAGCUUCUUCAUUUGGGGUUGUAAGGUCCAUGGUGGCCUAUGCUAAUCAACAUUCGUUUAGCUACGUACCAAAAGCUGUUCGGGAGCAGAGAAGAGAGAGGAAACUGUUGAAUCAGUUGGAAAAUAAAGGCGUGAUCAAGUCAAUUGAUCCAUAUGUUUGUAAAGUUUGUGGGAGAAGAUUUUACACUAACGAGAAACUUGUUAACCAUUUUAAGCAAAUUCAUGAGCGUGAGCAUCAGAAGAGGGUGAAUCAAAUAGAAUCUGCUAGAGGGAGCAGAAGGGUGAAAUUGGUGGGUAAGUACUCGAUGAAAAUGGAGAAGUACAAAAAUGCCGCUAGGGAGGUUUUGACACCGAAAGUUGGGUAUGGUUUAGCUGAUGAGUUGAAAAGGGCAGGGUUUUGGGUUGGGACUGUCUCAAAUAGGCCACAAGCUGCAGAUUUUGCAUUGAGGGAUCACAUAGUGGAUGUGAUGGAUAAGAGGAAAGCCGAGUGUUUGAUGCUCGUGUCUGAUGAUUCCGAUUUUGUUGGUGUUUUGAAGGAGGCGAAACUGAGGUGUUUGAAGACGGUUGUUGUGGGGGAUGCCGAUGAUGGGGCAUUGAAAAGAGUCGCAGAUGCUGGGUUUUCUUGGACAGAAAUAUUGAAGGGAAAAGCUAAGAAAGAGGCAGUAUCCGUUGUGGGGAAGUGGAAAGACCGUGAUAUCUUGAAGAAACUAGAGUGGACUUAUGAUCCAGAGGUGGAGAGGAAGUUUUAUGGCUCUGAAGAUAUGUUUGAUGAGGAGAGUGAGGAUCUGGAUUUUGAUGGUAGUGAUGAUGGAAACAGUUCUGAUUAUAUGCAUAAGGAAGAUUCUGGUGCAUGGUGGGAGUUGGACACUGACUCUGAUGCUGACUCUUCCAAGUCGCAAUAAUAAUGCAGAUUUUGCCUUCGCCAUCGUAGCUUGCCGAGUUCGUAUCAAGUUAUCAACUUGAGUACGUUAACGUCUGCAUUGUGGUUCAGAAGCUGGGUUCGUUCCUUGAGAUGAAAUUUCGAUGAUCCCUUUCUGACUUUUAGAUAACUUUAUCGAACAUCUUAAACCAUAUUUCUGACUUCUAAAAUAAUAUAAUUAUUCUUUUGUUCUUGCUUUACAAUGAGUCAUUCGUGCGAUCUUCAAGAAGCUUUUUCUUACCAUAAGCGAAUUCCUAGAUAAGAGAGAUGUCACAGUGGAUGCUGUAAAUCUGAUACCGGACUUGGUGAAUUUUGACAUCCUUAAGAAAAGGAUCUUAUGGUAGGAGAUUUGAUGCUCGAGGAAGAAAGGCAUCGGCUGUAUUUUCUGUGGUUUACAGUACAUAAGAUGUAGUUUUGUCGUGUUCAUCUAUAUGUAGACGAAGAUUAAACGUUGGACCUAGUUGUAGAUAAUAUAACAGCAAUGAUUAAUAAAUACUCGUAUUAAUGUUCCCUUUGCUAGGAUGAUGUUUGCUGCUGUAAAAUAAAAGGGUUCACUUGUUUAAGUGACCACAAAUGGAAAAAUGAUACACAUAA
This is a messenger RNA of Gossypium arboreum, 2180 nucleotides long. RefSeq lists its product as uncharacterized. NCBI's taxonomy places the organism in Eukaryota, Viridiplantae, Streptophyta, Magnoliopsida, Malvales, Malvaceae. The transcript is spliced from 3 exons. The record is from RefSeq and is a predicted model, not a curated record. Bases 1 to 1569 code for a protein of 522 amino acids.